Danaus plexippus (monarch butterfly) is the source of this 5640-nucleotide messenger RNA. Its product is annotated as cell adhesion molecule Dscam2-like. Gene Ontology annotation, molecular function: protein binding. Gene Ontology annotation, biological process: cell-cell adhesion. The coding region runs from base 140 to 4492 and encodes 1450 amino acids. The transcript is spliced from 32 exons. Lineage: Eukaryota; Metazoa; Arthropoda; Insecta; Lepidoptera; Nymphalidae. The record is from RefSeq and is a predicted model, not a curated record.
UGCACGCGUGCUAAAACAAAAGAGCGGGAAACGAAAUUUCGUAAUAGGAAAUGGCGCGAAAAAGUUCUGAAUUUAAUUAUGAGACUUUGUAUUUUAAUGAGUUUUAGUAGGUGUUAUUUGAAUAAGAACUUUGUGUAAAAUGGAUGCGACAGUUUGGAUAUGUCUCGCAUAUUACAUAUUUCUGUUCGGCGGCACGACUGAUGCUAGAAAGGAACAAUGGCCCUCCGAAUAUUUUUCAAAUUCAUCAUCAAUUUACAAUAAUAAGGAUUUCGGCACGCCCAGGGAAAAAAACAGAAAUCAUAACGGAUAUCUUGGCAUUUACAGAAGAAAAAGAACCCUACCAAUGAUGAUAUCUCAUCACUUUAGCGAAACCACAGUAACACCUGGUGUUGAUGUAAAUCUUCAGUGUGUUGUUAAUUCUCCUCAUCCAGCAAGAUUUGUUUGGGAACGAGACGGCGUUGUCAUUUUAUCUAAUACUGAUUCAAGGUAUUCCAUAACACAAACAAUGACAACGGAUGGUGUGUCUACACAACUUAAUAUUUCCCACGUUAGAGUUGACGAUGGAGGUCGGUUUGCUUGUGUGGCUCAUCUUGGUGAAUCCACAGUGUUCCAUGAAGAUAGGGUCAAUGUUUACGGUCCACCUUACAUCCGGACGUUACCACCCUUCAAAGUUCAAAGCGGUCAAAGUGUCACACUCAGAUGCCCUUACUAUGGAUAUCCAAUACGAGAAAUAACUUGGGAGUACAAGGGAAAAGAAAUUAUUCCAGAAACAACUCAAACUAGAUACAAACGCUUCAUUAAUGAUACCGCUAAUAUAGAAAUUUUCGGCCGAAAACCAAAAUUAAGAAGUAAAAGAGACGCAACAGUGACGAAUGGCGUUCUUAGUGUUAAUAGAGUUUCUAAAAGCGACAAUGGACUUUUUGCGUGCAUAGUAAGAAGUCCUUCAGGUGAAAUGGCAAAACGCUCUUUUGAUCUGCAAGUAGUGGAAGCACCUCAACUGGAAGAAAUACUACUGGCCCCUGAUUUACAAGAAGGACAAAUUGUGCAAAUACAUUGCAACCUCAAAAGUGGAGAUUCUCCAGUUUAUUACUCAUGGUUAAAAGAUGGAAAAAAAAUAUCAUCACAUCUGAAGAUAAUAGAGAGGAGCUUGGAAGUAUUCAGUGUGCUUAUCAUCAAGAAUGUUUCUCUAGAACACUGCGGGACGUACACCUGUGUUGCAGCAAAUCAUGUGAAUAAAGUUAAUAGAACUGUACACUUAUAUAUCAAAGUUGCUCCGAAAUGGAGUGAAGAGCCACAGAAUACGUCACUGCUGUUAGGGAGGAGCGGCCACGUGUCAUGCAGUGCUAGUGGCUAUCCACAGCCACAAACACAUUGGCUCAAGAGAGAUGUAGUGUCAGAGACUUGGCGACCAGUUUUGGAAGUGGCUGGUGGAGGGGUUUUAAGUUUAUCGAAUGGGUCACUCAUAUUUGAUUCUGUUGCUUUAUCUGAUGCUGGAAUUUAUACGUGUCAUGUAGAAAAUGGGGUUGGGGAAGCAUUGAGCAAAACUAUUUGGAUAUCAGUAAAUAAACCGGUAACGUUUGAUAUAGUAUCCAGAAAUUUAACAGCAAAAUUAGGUCAACAUGUUACCAUCGAAUGUCAAGCAAAAGGAGACGAUCCAAUUCGGAUCAUGUGGACGAGGAAUGGGAAACCAAUUAAUCCUCUUACACAAAGAUUAAAAAUAUCGGAAGCUAAAUCAGACGAUGGUAUGACGAGUUUGCUUGAGUUGAUACAAUCAGAGACAGGCGACGCCGCUUUAUAUCAAUGUAAAGCUGGAAACCCCUUUGGAGCUGACGUUUAUACUGUUUAUCUAAGUAUACUAGAACCUCCGUCACCACCAACGGAUCUUACGGUGGACUCUGUAACAAGUCGAUCUGUUAAACUCUCAUGGAGGGACAUGACCCGUUCCUUAACGCAAUACUAUAGUGUUCAGGUCACCAAUAGUGAUAGACUAAUGUGGAGUACCGCAAGGACCAUCAAUGUAACCAGGUUAGGCGAUAAUCAGCACAGUGUGGAUAUCACUGGUCUGCAGCCUGCCACGCGGUACGCAGCUCGGACGGCGGCGGGGCGAUCAUCUGACAUUAGUGCUUAUUGUGCUCCAGUGAGAUUCACAACUUCAGAGGAAGCGCCUUCAUCUCCUCCACUAAACAUACAAGUAUCGCAAACAACGUCUCCGGGAGAAUUACGCGUCAAAUGGUUACCCCCUCCAGCUGAUACCCUGCAUGGAGUAAUCUUAGGGUACAGGGUAAAAGCUGUACCACAGGAAGAUACCGGUAUUCAAGAAACGAGUGACAAAAUUAUCAAGACUACAGCACUAUAUUCAAAACAAGAAACCGUCAUAUCUGGCCUCUUGAAAGGAGUCAGGUAUUCGGUAUCGAUUGCGGCGUUUAACAGCGCCGGGAAUGGACCCUUCUCCAUACCGCUAUUUCAAGAUACAAGAGAGGGAGCCCCCGAAGAAGGUCCAACCUCAGUCGAAUGUGGAGGUGUGACGUCAUCAGCACUUCGAGUUAGCUGGCAGCCCAUACCUGUUCACAGACAAGCCGGCUCUCUCGUUGGCUAUUCCGUGUUAUUCGCGGCUCAAGGUCGUCCAUGGCAAAACGCAACAUCUAUAGUCACGGAAAUGCGUUUACAAGGACUCCAUAAGUUUACUAACUACACCGUCAAAGUUGCGGGAUACUCUAACUAUGGAAUAGGACCCUUUUCCUUCCCCAUUGUGUGUUCUACGCUACAGGAUGUUCCGGAUGCUCCGUCCGAGAUCAAGCUUCUCGUGAGUUCAGCUAAUUCCCUGUUGGUGAGCUGGAAACCGCCGCGGCCGAAUGGAAGACUUCUGCAUUAUACCGUGUACUCUAAAUUGACGGCCAGCAAUGAUGGCCCGCAAAUCCAUCGUGUGGAUAUAGAGACAAACAUAGAUGCUUACGAACAAACUCAAAGUUUGGAACUCAAAGGUUUGGUAGAGGGCAGACAGUAUGACGUGUGGGUGAGUGCUAGUACAGCUGUCGGCGAAGGUCCGGAAAGCAGACGGGUCAGUAACGCACCAUCACAAAGAGUGGUAGCCGGUGUUUGGUCACUUGGGGGAAGAGUGUCAGUUCGUGUACACUCAGCGUUACCACUAGCAUGUCGGAGCGUAGGCUCUCCACCACCACGUACUGUGUGGUACCACAAUCAUAAUAUCAUAACACACCAUCCGCGAUUCACGCGAAAUAAAGAUGACAGCUUACUUAUUAAGAGCAUAGAUCAAUCGCUCAGUGGCAACUACACUUGUCUUGCAAAGAACCUAUAUGGAUCAGACUCGGUCGUAUACUCAGUGAGAGUCCUACCACUACCUGAUCCACCAUCUUUGAGAGCGACACCUUAUAAGGACUCAAUAGUAGUUGAAUGGGAUGAGAUAAAAAUUUCUAACGAAUCUGGUUUUGGCGUUAGCUACAAUCUUACCUGGCGUGAAGAAGAUGGUCCUUGGCAAGAAGCUUGGCCCACAACACGGUUGCCAAAUUCCCAACAGAUGCAGCUUCCAGGUGUCCAACAGCAUGCCCUGACUGGUUUGAAGUGCGGCACUAAGUACUCCAUUCGAGUUACCGCUACAGAUAGCGUUGGCACAUCCGCACCAGCUCAUGUUGAUGUUACUACUUUGGGUGGAGCACCAGUCUCACCAUUAUCGACUGACUGGCUUUGGAGCAACGCUACUCACAUUUACAUACAGCUGAGUGGUUGGGACGACGGUGGUUGUGACGUCACAAAGUGGGACGUUGACUAUCGAGGUCUCGGUACAAGUUUCUGGCACCGAGCUGAUAAUUUAGCUACUUUAGAUCCAAACCUUGGUUGGGGCUACAAUUACGCGCGAUUACCUACAUCUUACGCGCUCGGCUCCCUUACUCCUGGGACGUGGUACCAAGUCCGCGUGACUGCAUACAAUGAUGCUGGAACAGCCGCUACAGUAUACACGUACGCUACCAAGACGGAAGAUGGUGAAGAAGUUGGUCCACCAUCAGAUUACUUCGAUUUGAAUAUGCUGGUAAUAAUAUGCAGUUCAGUGCUGUUGGUGAUAUGUCUUCUUGCAUUUAUCUGUAUACUGUUGAAAAGGCAUAGACAGAAUUACUCAUCAUAUCGCCAUUCAAUGGCUGAAGAAGUUAAAUCUCGGGACGAAAGUGUCGCAUCACAUUCUGAGCACAAGGAACGCUAUGCACAUACUCCUAGGAUUUAUACCUCCCCUGUACAUCCCAGGAAGACUAGUAAGAAUGAGAUGUUUGAGAUAAGUCCUUAUGCCGAAUUCGCUCUUGGAUUCAGGACUUUUGACCACGUUGAAAACCAAGAUUUGCCUAGCAGACUUCCAUCUAGACCGAGGUUUGAUACUGAAACUAGUUUUCAAACACGCUCCGAAUCGGAUGACAGUGACAGUACCUCAAAGGCAACAGUUUCAGGGAUGCCACGACGUAACUGCAGAACACCACAUUAUAGAUGAAGUAAAGGAAGCUAACAUUUUGCUUAUUUUACGUGAUAAUGAAAAGUGGGUAUUAUUUAUUUAUAAGGCACUAUAUUUGAUUCGUGUUGGGGUUUUAAAUUAUGUACAUUUAUGAUAUCAUCUUUGGAUUUCAUUUAUAUUUAUAACUUGUGUAAUAUUUACCAAUAGUUGAUUAACUUAUAUUGCGUGAGCAUUGUUAUUUGUCAUUUAUACUGUAAUACAUUGAUCUGAUUUUACAUUAUUUAUAAAGCUGAUGUAAACUAAACAAUUUUACUGCCAAAUAUAAUUUUAUGAUAUAUUGUAUUUUAAACAAUAAGAUGCUCACACGUGGAUGAAAUCGAAAUUGUGAAAGGUCUAAAAUUUUAAUCACAUUAAAAGUCAUAUAGAAAAAUAUGUUUAUAUUUAAGAAGUUUCAGAGUUGUCUUUCGCGGUUUCUUAACCUAUAAAGGUCUGAGUAGUUAAAUGACAUAAAAAAACAUAGUAAAAUUAGUUCUUCGUAUUCUAUUAAGGUAAUAAGGAAUAUUAAAUUAAAUUUUAAAACUUUCAGAAAGACAUGAAGUUAGUAUUCCUAAAGUAGAUUAAUACUUUCGAUGAGAUUGUGUAUUUAUUCGAAGUCAUCUGUUGUGGAACGAAUUUGAAAACGAAAUGCAAAAUUCUGAUCAAUUCCGGACCCUGGUUUUGAUAAUAGAAUGAAAAUAUAAUGCUUUGUCCAUUUUUAACGUAUUAAUAAUAAACAUUAGAUGAAUUCGAAUAUAUUUAAAGAGGAUAUCACAUGAGACAUUUUCGUAUAUCAUUUAUAAAAGACUGAUUCAUAAAAUUAAGAUAGUCUUUGUGCCAAAGUGUAUUAAUAUAUUCGAUGACAUGAAUGUCUGUAUUCGGCAAAGGUUGAAAUGAAAAUGUAUCUCUUAAUUUAGUUUUUGGUGUAUUUUUAAUAUCGGAAGAAAAAAUUUUAACAUACCCCCGGACAAAGACUAGUAUGAUAUAUAUUGUACUAUGAAAGUAGAGAUGUAAGUGAAACUUUGUCGUUGUAAAUACCGAGAGCUUUUCUCAAUUUUAUUGGCUAUUAUAUUGACAAAGUUGCAUCAUCCCAUGUAUCUCAUAGACCUGUUAUUCUUAUCGUAUUUAUUAAAUAAAUGUUUAAAAUACAA